GUCCAUUUUUUAUGUUUUUCGUCAGUUGCAAAUUCGUAGCAAGCCGAAUCGAAAACCACUUUGUGUCUUGCUUCCAAAUCCAAAAUCCGGAUGAGAUUUUCCACCGUCGUUCCUCGGUCAUUUUCCGGUAGUUUUGGUGAGAAUCUAAUUUCUUAGGAGUGAUUGGGUCCCCCGGGAGGUGCUUCAAGGGACCAAGUUUUCUGUCGGAUUGAUUUUUCUUUUAACUUUGUUUGGCGAAAUUUAAGACGAAAUAAAACUUGAUCCGUGCAAAAAUGAAUCGAUUGGCGAAACUUCGCCGACAGAGCAGUCGUUUGUCGGCUGGUCUUAAUUCGAGCAGUCAAUCGAUGGGUGGUUCUGGGGGAUAUGAAACGGCCAACGACGAGAGUAUCACCUCAACCAAUUCCCUUUACUAUUCGGUCUCGGAACAACCAGAUACACCUAUUAAAAAUAAGGACGUUACCGAUGUUGCAAUUCAGGCCGAUGAGAAAGAUCCCGAGAAAACGCUAGCCAAUUUGACGGAUCCGCUUGGUAACAUCGUUAAAGACAGUUCGAUCGAUGCCACUUUGGAGAACGACUUCUCUGUUGAGGAAGUUAGCACGAUCCGGAAGCCAAUGCUGAUGCAGGCUUCUCCGGCCACGGUAAAAAUUGCGAGCAAAAUGGUCGUUAAGUAUUUGGGUGUUUCUUCCACCCCGGCCAAAGCUUUAAAGAGCGCUCAGAAAACCCCCAAAGGAAGCUCGCAGAAGAAUAUGAGUGGAAUUGUCAUGUUGGAUGAUUCGGACGAGAAAAAAUCUAACUCGUUGAUGGGCAAAUUCAGGGAGCCCAAGCUAUCGGAAUGUUCCGAGGAAGCAGAAGAUUCGAAGCUGACGAUGGACAACAGCGUUCAAUCGGUGGUCGAUGGCCCAGGGGUUUUGGUCGCAGGGAACAAAUCGUUUGGAACGAAUGUUUUGUCCAACUUUUUCGCUACGUUGGAUGUAAAUAAGCAAACUCCGGUUGCGGUUUCGGCCCCGGAAAUAAGACUGACAGAAGAUACAAUAACUUCACAGGACAAGGUUAGCCCACCGAAUGUAAAAGGACGUGAAACUAAUACGCUUCAGAAUUUCUUUGAUUCUCUGAAGAAAAAUCCUGAACCCAACAAGGAAAAUCAACCGGACCCGAAGCGAAAAUCUUCCGUACGUAAAUCGUUGAUUCCGAAACACUCGGAAGAACGGGCUAAAACGCGAUUGUCCCAGCUGGCUGGCAACAGGGUGGCAUCGCCCAUCGUAAGACCUCCUCGAAAAUCAUCAAUCAUCAAACUGAUUCCGGAACGGUUGAAGGAAAUGCGCAAAGCCACCACACCACAGUCCAACGAGCUGGUUCAAGUUGUAAACCGUAAAAGCGUCAUUCCUUCACCUGCAACUGUCACUGAACCAAGAGUUCCGACACCCAAAAAACCUGCCACAGAACCAACGGAACCGAUUGGGGAUUCGCAAAGAAUCAAACCAAAAAUUCCGCUAACCGGAAUUCGAAAAUCAAUCAUUCCUCCUCCGGUAACCAAGAAAUCACAUCCGAAGCCCAAAUCUCCGAUGGCAGCCAGAGGCGGUACCACAACAAAUGUGGCAACUACUGCUGCCUUGAAGAGGAAAUCCGUGGUUCCGACAGCUUCUCGACGAUCUGUGCUGCCGGCCACCACCGGCGUUAGACGUUCUGUGAUGACAACGAAUGCGACAGGCGUUGCUGCGGGAAUAGCUCAACCAACCAGCAACCGAGCUUUGUCAGUUCAAAGCCGACUCGGCAAACGAACCAGUUCAGCCGGUCCGCAGGAACCUGCCGAACCGGUACCACCGAAGGUGUCCCGCAAAUCACUGGCCCCGAUCAAAGAAUCUAUCCCGGACAAGUCACCCCGAGACGUUGCCUCCAAACCAACAACGGCUGCACCAUCACGCAUACGACCACCAACGACAAGCGGUUUCAAGGCACCGCAAAGCUUCUCCUGUGACCAGUGCCAACGAUCGUUCCGUUUCAAAACAUCGCUCGAUUCGCAUAAGAAAACUACCCAUGGCAGCGACGCAUCUCCCGGAUCCAACACAAGCAACAAGCGAAACGACUCGGACAGUGUCUCGUCCACGGCAUCGAUAAACCCCGGAAGCGAUAACAAGUGCCGGUACUAUGCUCUACACCGCACCGAACUAUAUUCCGGAUUGGAUAACCGGCGGGGGAAAUCGGCGUUUAUUCAAAUCGGCGAAAGUAACGAAAAAGGAUGGUUACACUGA
Messenger RNA from Uranotaenia lowii, 2249 nucleotides. Its product is annotated as proteoglycan 4-like. The transcript has 4 exons. The coding region runs from base 273 to 2249 and encodes 658 amino acids. The record is from RefSeq and is a predicted model, not a curated record. Lineage: Eukaryota; Metazoa; Arthropoda; Insecta; Diptera; Culicidae.